This is a messenger RNA of Blastocystis hominis, 730 nucleotides long. RefSeq lists its product as hypothetical. Gene Ontology annotation, biological process: rRNA base methylation. Gene Ontology annotation, molecular function: methyltransferase activity. Bases 1 to 429 code for a protein of 142 amino acids. The transcript has 3 exons. Lineage: Eukaryota; Bigyra; Opalinata; Blastocystidae. Gene Ontology annotation, cellular component: nucleolus. The record is from RefSeq and is a predicted model, not a curated record.
AUGGCCAAAACGAAUCCUAAAGAACGCUUCGAUGUGAUCGACGCCACUGCUGCACCCGGAAACAAAACCACUUUCUUAGGCGAUUUGCUUCGCGACCGAGGCACUGUCUUCGCAUUCGACCGCGACGCAAAGCGAUUUCAGAUUCUCUCGCAGCGCUGCGAGGCUUUCGGCAGCGGAAACAUCGAAUGCAUUCACGGAAACUUUCUCGAAACGGAUCCUUCCUCGCCCAAAUUCCAAAACGUGAAGUGCAUUCUGGUCGAUCCUUCUUGCAGUGGCAGCGGAAUGACGCAUACGUCUCUCGAUAUCACACCUCCAUCUCGCCAGCGAAUCCAGAGCCUGACCAAGUUUCAGUUGCAAUGCAUCGAGCACGCGGCGAAAUUUCCAUCGGUGCGUCGCAUCAGCUAUUCGACGUGGUUGCCAAGGCACUGAACAGCCUGGGUUCUGCUUGGGAACUGGAAGCGAUUGCUCCAGAACUGGGUCGAGGAGGAUUUGUGGUUGAUGGUCUGAGUGAAGCGCAAGCUUCGUGCGUAGUUCGUUGUGAGAAGGAGGAUGAAGAGAUGGGUCAAGGCUUUUUUGUGUGCGUUUUUACCAGAAAAGAUGGAAAGAGGGAAAAAGAGGGAAGUGAGGCGAAGAGUCGAGCGAGCAAAGUGAAAAAGAUGGAGAAAGUGGUGAAGAAACCUGUGCUUCGCAGUGUAUCGAAGAGUAAGAAGCGAGCACCCAGGCAUGGAAA